AUGGCGGAUAAUGAGUCAAAAGCGCGACAAAAGAUGGCGGAAGGAGAGAAAAAACUGAAGGGAGGUGGCGGAUUUUUCUCCAAAUUUCUUGGCAGUGGUGGCGGCGGAGGUGAAGCUGCCGACCUUUUCAUUCAGGAUGAUGAAAUGAUGGAAAAUGAAGAUGAAGAAAGCAGUGAAAUUGAGUGCGGAUCGCCAGGCUGCAAUUAUAUGGCCAAAAAUCUGCUUGAUUUUGAAGAGCAUUAUAAAUCGCACUCAUUUCAAUGUAUAGAGUGCGGAAGAUCAUUUCAAACAGCUCAUAUGCUUGAUGUUCACUGUGACGAACUUCACAGUCCAUUUUUUGCUGUAAAAGUUGCGAAACACCCGGAGUCUGCACAUUUCCGUUGUCUUCAUCCAAACUGCGCGUUAAUGUUCACAAAUGCAAGAACUCGCGAUGAGCACGCAAGAACAACGCAUUUCAUUCAACAAGAUUCUCGCCGGCGACGAGCCGAUGAAGAGUUAUGCUCGUCUAUGAGCCGGAUUCAUGUGAAUAACUCUGGAUGGGCUAAUGAUAGCGACGAUGGCGGAAACUUGUUCAAAAUGGCCAAAUCUUGGAAGGAAGCUGGAGAUGCUUUUGUUAAAGCUGCUGAGGUUUAUGGAAGCCAGGGUGAUUCGAAGCAUGACUGUGCCACUCAAUAUGCCGAGGCCGCGAACUGCUACAGAAAAGUUAAUCCACAGCUUGCUGUUGAUUGCCUCUUGAAGACAUCCGAAAUCUAUACUGAUAUGGGCAGAUUUACAAUGGCCGCUAAGAAUCAUGUGACCAUUGCCGAGUUGUACGAGUCUGAGUUGCCCGACAAAGAGCAAUGCAUCAAGCAUUACCAACAAGCCGCGGAUUACUACAAAGGCGAGGAGCAAAAAAGCAGCGCUAGCAAAUGUCUUGUCAAAGUUGCAAUGUACGCUGCGGAGCUUGAGCAGUACCGUCAGGCUAUCUCCGUUUUUGAGGAAAUUGCGUUUUAUGAAGCUGAUCAUUCUACUUUGAAGUACGCUGCCAAGGGGCAUUUCUUCCAGGCUCUUUUGUGUCAUUUGUGCAUUGAUCCGCUUGACACACAACAGGCAUUGCAAAAGUAUGAGAAUGCUUCACCAUCAUUCACUGAUUCCCGCGAGUGCAAAUUUAUCAAGGAAAUUCUUGCCGCGAUUGAGGAUCAAAAUGAGGAGACGUUCACCGAAGUGGUCGCGAAUUACGAUAAAAUCAGCAGACUUGAUCCAUGGGCAACUUCUCUUCUUGUUAAAGUGAAACGCGCCAUCGCUGCCGACGGAGAUGAUGAUCUCCGCUAA
Molecule: messenger RNA, 1311 nt
Organism: Caenorhabditis bovis
Lineage: Eukaryota; Metazoa; Nematoda; Chromadorea; Rhabditida; Rhabditidae
Source: the annotation of a GenBank genome assembly